AUGGCUCUUUGGGUAGACAAGCACAGACCAACAAACCUCGACAAGCUCGACUACCACACCGAUCUCUCAGCCCACCUCAAGAAGCUGUGUGCUUCGGGCGACUUCCCUCAUAUGCUUGUCUUUGGACCUCCAGGAGCCGGAAAGAAGACUCGUGUCGUCGCUAUUCUUAGGGAACUCUUUGGACCUGGCGCUGAAAAGAUCAAAAUCGAUCAACGUAUCUUUGAGACGCCGUCAAAGAGAAAGUUGGAGUUGAACAUCGUGUCGAGCAACUAUCAUCUGGAGGUCAACCCAAGUGAUGUUGGAAACUACGACAGGGUUGUUAUUCAGGAUUUGCUCAAGGAGGUCGCUCAAACCCAGCAGGUCGAUGCCUCCGCACAGAAGCGAUUCAAAGUGGUGGUAAUUCACGAGGCGGAUCUGUUGACAAGGGAUGCACAGGCAGGAUUGCGUCGAACCAUGGAGAAAUAUAUGGGCAACCUGCGAAUCAUCAUGUGUUGCAACACAACGUCAAAAAUUAUUGGACCCAUUCAGUCCCGUUGUCUUUUGGUCCGGGUUGGCGCACCUACUUAUUCGGAGAUGGUCAGGGUCAUGCACAAGGUUGUCAAGAAGGAGCACUGUGGACCUUUGCCCGAGAACUUAGCCUUCCGCUUGGCUGAGGAGUCUGGACGGAAUCUUCGGAGAGCACUCCUUAUGCUCGAGACCGCCAAAGUGCAAAGUCACCCAUUCAAAGAGGACCAGGAGAUUCCACGCAUGGAUUGGGAAGAUUUCAUCCGCACAGUCAGAGUCCAGAUCUUGAAGGCUCAAACCCCAGAAUCUUUGCAGGCGGUCCGUGGACAGAUGUACGAACUUAUCAACCACUGCAUUGAACCCGCCGCGAUCCUGAAGACACUGGCAAAGGAAUUGAUUGAUAGGGUGGAGGGCAACGAAAUCAAGAUGAGGUUUGCACAGGAAGCUGCCUUUUACGAGCACAGGUUACGUACCGGACAGAAGGCCAUCUUCCAUUUGGAGGCCUUUGUUGCCAAGAUCAUGAGCGUCUACAAGAGGUAA
Messenger RNA from Linnemannia hyalina, 1044 nucleotides. The record is from the annotation of a GenBank genome assembly. Lineage: Eukaryota; Fungi; Mortierellomycota; Mortierellomycetes; Mortierellales; Mortierellaceae.